Recurvomyces mirabilis is the source of this 1695-nucleotide messenger RNA. RefSeq lists its product as uncharacterized. The record is from RefSeq and is a predicted model, not a curated record. The transcript has 2 exons. The coding region runs from base 1 to 1695 and encodes 564 amino acids. Gene Ontology annotation, cellular component: membrane. NCBI's taxonomy places the organism in Eukaryota, Fungi, Ascomycota, Dothideomycetes, Mycosphaerellales, Teratosphaeriaceae.
AUGCUGCACUCGCUGAGGAGUAAUGCGCGAUAUCAAUUGAUUACGCUGGGGACGGGAAUAGCAGGACUUGUGUAUUUCAUCCUGCAGAAUGGCUUCCAUGCGGCUAGUAUCAAGGGGUUGGUCAUGGCGCUUGCAAGACUGUUCAAGAACGCCAGCGUGAGCGUUAGACUGCGGCGGCUGCAAGGACUGGCGCCGAAGCUCAAGGAUAAGUUGGAUGAGGCUGUGGACGAACUUGAAGAGCUGGAGAAUACUGUUUGGCAGCUCAAGCAGCGGAAGUACGGCACAAGCGCGGAUUUGCAAGAGUGGAUCGACGAACUCGCGGACACGACAUUGAUACCAGACGCGAGGCUUGGCGUUACUGCAGCAGUGAGGGCGACGAACGCUCGGAUUCCAGCUGUGCUCACGGAGAGCUACUUGGCUGACAUCACACGCAAGCUGAAACGAGCACGGCAUAAGAAAGCACGAUUCAUAGACGAGUGGAGUCAUCUGUGUCAAGGCGCGCAAGAUGCGCAGACCAUAUUGGACGCCGCCAACACCCGCAAGCUGGACUUCGGCCGCGAGAGACCAGGAUCAAGAGGCCUGCUAGAGCGUCUGAGUUUCUUGACGCCCUCCAUGCGAUAUCAGCUUCAUAUGAACAUCAUACCAUACCUGCGCAUCGGCGCGUCCAUAUUCUUCGCGGCAGCAAGCAUAAUGGUGGUAUUCAGCGAGGUCGUGAGCUCUUUCGCGCCAAAAGUGUCCAUCAUCGGCUUGACCGUGGUUCACCAUAUAAACUCCGAUGGCAGCAAGGUCGGUGCCGCGGGUCAACUGAUAGCAGCAGCAUGGCUACUAUAUAUGGACACCUGCGCACUGUACGCCAUCUCCGACGUCAAAGUCUGGGGCAAUCGAGCUUUGGUCAAACGGCAGACGUAUGCCGAGAGCGCAUGCUGGUACAGCUUGCAAGUCGCUAAGCUCACGGUCCCACUGUCUUUCAACUUCAUAACGAUGCUGCCAGAAACAGUGUACAAAGGCACCGCAUUCUACCAGUUCCUCGGCAAGCUCAUCAAUCUUACACCACUCGGCUCUGGCUUCUCGGCAUUCUUCCCAUGCUUUCUGCUUGUACCCGUGCUUGCGAGCUUGUUCAACGUGUAUGGUCGCUUGAAGAGCGUGGUCGGCUUCGGCGUCCUGGAGGACGAAAGCGAGGAGAACGUGUCUGGCUUCGGCACUGGUGGGUGGCGCGAAGGCAAGGCACUAAUCGACAGGGAAAUCCAAUCUCGUGGAGAAGCAUCCACGGUUGGCCUCACGAAUCAGGAUAGAAGCUCGCUCGACUUCGAUCGUGGUCGUCCAGUUGCAUCCGCGGCUGCGACUGCCGCGACAGCAGGCAUAUACACACCACCAAUCGGUAGUCGCAGCACCAGAGCUCAGCAGCAGGAGCCCCUGCUAGCCACGCACGUGCAAGAAGCAAAUCGGCAAUUCAACAGUAUAACGAACCGUGAAGAAGGGCCCGAGGAUGAUGAACCGAGAGCUUUCUAUCAGGAUUUUGCUGAGCGCGUGAAGAAUACAUUCGAAUCGACGGAUAGACCGGAGUGGGUCAGGAAUGUUGGAAGUGCUUUCAAGGCGCCCAAGUGGAUGCAGAAUGAUCAGCGAGACCAGAAUAGCGGUAACGGGCUGGGUAGAUGGUUUGGGGGACGAGCGGAGGACGGAAGGGUGAGAUUGUGA